Molecule: messenger RNA, 606 nt
Organism: Benincasa hispida (wax gourd)
Lineage: Eukaryota; Viridiplantae; Streptophyta; Magnoliopsida; Cucurbitales; Cucurbitaceae
Source: RefSeq, a predicted model, not a curated record
AUGGCCGAGCAAUCCUCACAUUCAUCUUCCCUACCUUCAUCAUCUUCCCUAGCCCAAGUCACCGCAAGGGAGGCGACAGUCCUCGGUGCCAGCCACCGCUUCGCCGCCCAGCCCAAGCCUGUUCAAAGAAUCACUGGAAAACUACGGCAAAAACCUGUUGUAGCCAAACCACUCCCAAUUCGAGAGGGGCCGAGCAUGGAGAGUGCCCAACUCCCAGCACUGUCAUCAGAAAGUGAGAAGAAAAGAAGAGAUGACAAAGAAGUGUUCAGGACCAUCCUGAGCAACAUGGAGAAAGAGGGAGAGCUACUCGAAGCCGGAGUUGUUAAUCAGCCCUUGCCUUCGGAGGAGAAGAUGGCAGAAGCUUCGAGAAGAAGCGCCCUGGCCGUUGCGGAUCCUAAGGAAACUGUUCAAACAGAAUCCUAUGAGGGACCCAUCAAGGUCGCUUUAGAGGAGGUGGAAGCGAAGAAGCAGCCUAAAAUGGUUGAAGAGAAGAAGAAAAGGAAAAGAAAGGAGAAACGGGCAGGAGGAGAUGAAGAGGCCCGACCAAAGAAGGAGAAGAAAGAAAACAAGUCGAGUGAAAAAAGAGGCGAGAAGAGAAACAUUUGA